AUGAAAAUUAAACCAUAUACCAUUGUUAUUGAUCCAGAAAUCACGGAAAUUGAUGCUGAGAACUGGUAUGAAUCAGGUAUGCUUGAGAUCGAGCCAGAUAUUGUGCCACUGUUAAGUAAUCCUCAGCAUCCAAUCUUUAAUUACCAAUGGAAUGCUCAGAAUUGGAUUCAGCAAUUUCGAAAAUUAGACUUAGGAGAACAACGUCCAAAAGGUUAUGAUCGUAAUCGACAUUUAUUACGAGUAACUGUUAUGUUAAACACGAUAGGUGUUCUUCGAAAGCAGCGUUACAAGGUCAAUAAUGAAGAAAUUGUAUUAAAACAAGAACGCAUGCAGACAAUUAUUUAUGAUCACAAAUCAAAACUAUCGUCUGGAACCGAAAUUUCAGUUAAGAAUUUAAAGCCACCAUAUGCAUCGACAUUUGUCAAAGUAGUUAACGAAGAUUGUCUUAUUAUUUAUGAGAAAUUAGUUUCAGAAGGACGUCGACCUUUAUUACUAAAUAUGGCUAAUAAAACUAAUCCUGGCGGAGGUUAUCGAAAAGGUGAUGGAGCACAAGAAGAAAAUCUUUUUCGUCGUUCAAAUUACUAUCAAAGUCUUGAUAUAGAAAUAGCCGAUAAUGAUCGAUCAGAGCGAUUACAUUGUAAUGAUAAAUGUGAGCUCACAAAAAUAUCAAAACUUGAUAGUUUCUAUCCGAUGGAUGAAUUCGGAGCGAUUUACACGACUGGUAUUACAGUGUUUCGACAAACGGAAUCCAGUGGUUAUGCGUUCAUGAAAACUCCAUUAUACAAUGUUUGUGCUAUUGCAAUGGCUGCUCAUCGAGAGCCUAAGUUAAAAAAUAAUAGAACAUUAGAAAAUAAAUUUGCGGCUACCACACAAAAAAAAAUUGAAAAUAUUUUUGCUAUUGCACAUCAUCACAAACAUGAUUGUCUUGUUUUAUCAGCUUUUGGCUGUGGUGCUUUUAAGAACCCGCCUGGUCAUAUAGCUUCUAUUUUUAAAUCUGUUAUCUAUCAAUAUGCAGGAUUUUUCAACACUAUUUAUUUCGCUAUUGUUGAUGAUCAUAAUACAGGUAAUAAAAUUAAUCCACAAGGCAAUUUAAUUCCAUUUCAGGAAAUACUCGAUGGUUUGGUUGUAUCAUCACCAACAAAUUUAUGUAUUAACGCUGCUAUUGGACCAAAUCGGAUUCUUGACAAAUUAAACGAUGAACAAUUAACGUUAAGUGAUGUUUGCAUUUUAGCUCUUCCACCUUGUCAUCAUGGUGCCAAAUGUCGCGAUUGCCAAAGUCCUGACCAUAAAAGUCGGUUUUCACAUCCACCAAUGUGUCCACUCUCCAAGGCAACUUCAUCUUGUGAACAAUUGAAUGAUGAUAUUCAUGCAUAUACACUUACACAUAAUACCAAAUGCAAGUAUGGUGGCCAAUGUAAUGAUAAUAGUCCAUUACAUCUUUUACAAUUUGAUCAUCCAGAGUUUUGUGAGCACGGUGGUGAUUGUACAAAUAUGACUAAGAAACACUUACUAGCUUAUCGGCAUAUAUCUAUUUGUCCAGAUGGUCUUAAGUGUCAAAAAUAUCGGCGAAGAGAUUAUGAUCAUUCGAAAGCAUUUCGUCAUUGUAAACCUGUUUGUUCUGAUGAUAACUGUUGUAUUAAUUUGCAUAAUAAGGAACAUUUGGCUAAUUUCAUACAUUCAUUUCGACCACCAUGUCCAUUCACACCGUACAAUUGUUUAAAAUAUAUUGAAUUCGUUCAAACAAGCGAUUCAAAAGGCAUUUCUGAAGAAGUAGAAAGUCAUUGCUUUGACUAUUCACACAUUUGUCCUUAUGGUCGUUACUGCAAAAAUACGGAAGAAAUUCAUUUCGAAAUAUCAAUUCAUAUUGCUCGUCAACUUUGUCCCGAUGAUAAUAAAUGCUCGAAACUUACACAUGAAGAUCAUUUAGAAUCAUAUUCUCAUCCUGAUAUACGAGAUAUUCGUCUGUUAUGCAAGAUACCAGGUUACCAAUGUUCAAAUAGAUUUGACGAUUUGCAUUUCAAAAAAUAUCGACAUAAUGAAAAUCAUGACCAUUUUAGUGUUGCUCCAUCUAGUAAUCUGAACUCAUUGAUCAAUUUUGCUCGUAAUCAAAGUCAAUUAAUUAAAACUGUGAAUACUUACAUUGACAGAAUGAAUUGGGAGAAAGCAAAGAUUUCCCAAGAAAUACUCAACUGGAUACGUGCAUUACAACCUGUACAUCGUUGCCGAAAAGAGAUUUUUGAAUCGAUUCUUGUUCUCGGACAUGUUAUGAGUCGUCGUUAUAUGAGCUUAUUAAAUAAACCUGAAAAUGUAGUUAGAGCAGUGCAACAACAUAGUCAAGUGCGUUCAAUAUUUCUUCGAUAUAAUACUCCAGUAGUAAAAGAAAACAUGAGUAAAUUGAUCGAAAUUUUGAUCGAUAUUGAAUUUGCAAAGGCAAAAUCAAAAGGAAAAUUUACAUCAGAUUCUGAUUAUGAUCAAAGAAUCCAUACGAUGGAGCAAAGAUUGCAACCACCUCUUAGUAAUAGAAAUAUUCAAGUGAUUCAUGAAUGGACAACAAAAAUUGCGCAAGCAUCAAUUAAGUUAAGUAAUAUUCCAAUGGGAAUCGGGUACGAGGUCGAUCCAAAACUAGGAACAGAUCAACAUGUGUUUAGUAUACUAGGACCGCAUCUUGGUUUUUAUUAUGGCGAUAUUGUUAUUACAUUCAAACAGGAAAUCAUGUUUCAUCCUGAUGCUAAUUUUACCAUUCAGGCCGGAACUAGUUUUUUUAAAGGACAAAUUUAUAAGCAUCGGCCAUGGCUGAAAGAUUCGAAAAUCGAGCAAAAACGUAUUGACCACUUUCAUAAUUCAAAACUACAUUGUUCUGUUCAUCGUUACGAAUAUGCAACAGCUACAGAAUUAGUUGCUUCAGCAGGGCUGGAUCAUCAAUCAAUGAAUGUCAAUAUUGAAGCUAUACUUCAAAAGUGGAUAAGUGUUGAUUCCCAUCAAACAUUAGAAGCUCAUUUACCGCAACUCAUUCCAUUAGAUUAUAUCGAUCGUGUCUAUAUACCAAAAGAUGUAUUUGAAUCCAUGACACAUGAAGCUCAAGAAUCAGCUAAAGAAGCUUUUAAAGAUUCACUUAGAAUAAGCAUAUAUGAAAGUGACGAAAACAAGACAGGUGAUACUCUAAAAGAGAUUCUUGAGUAUCCUUAUUCAAAAUACGCGUUUCAAGAGCUCAAUGAAGCAAUCAAACAUCGAAUGAGCACGCCUCAUAUCUCACGAGGCAUAGUUAUUACAGUAGCUGCAUCCGAUUUCGGAGAACAUAUUAUUUUACCAAUCACUAUUUCUCAAGCACACUAUUUAUAUCAUCUAGACAAACCUCAAUCAGAAGAUGGUCAUGAAUUUACAUACAUCUAUUGGCAAGCAAUGAAUGGUGAUAUGAUGUUAACAACUGCCAAUGAAAAAAUUGAGCCAGGUGCAGAACAAUUCAAUCUACGAUGUCUUAUAUGUUAUAUUGCGCAGACGCCAUCGACGACGACUGGAGAAUAUCAUGAAGUAUUUUCAUAUUUAAACGAUGGUGUACCCUAUCAACAUGGUAACAAUGUUAAUGCAGCUCGGUUUAAAGCUAAAUCGAACACAUUCUAUCGUGGUUGUAAUACCGAUGAUUACUUAACUUUUUGUCUAAAAAUCGGUCAUAGAACAGGUCAAGUAACACUUACUCAUGCGGGACCAAAUAGUAUUUAUAAUCGUGAGAAGAUUGAAUGUCAAUUUAAGAAAGCUGAUUUGGAUCUGUCGAAAUUAGAUUAUAUUCAUCUUAGCGCUGGAACUGAAGAUGUUCCUGUACGAAAUUUAACAAUUAAUUUUGAACAGAUACCACAACUACAUCCACCAGUCGACGUUCAAUUCAAAAAUGAUACAUCUAAUCUAAUAGAAAGAUGUCUACUUACAUCUUCUUAUGCCAACCCUAGUGCUCCUACUAUUAAUCAAUCAAAAAAGCAGCGGCCAUCGGCAAUCAAUCCACUGCCAUUUGUAGAUACCUCAUUUGGGUUCAAACGAAUGGGAGACAUACUUUUAUGCCGUCGUACGAAUGUAGUUGAACCAAAGGCAUUAGAUGAUGCUUCUCCGGUAUUAAAACCCUGUCAACAUUCCGUAUAUUGUUUACUACAAAACUCAUCAAAGCAUGCUAAACUAUAUUCCCAUCCUUGUCCUUUUUCUGAAUUAUGUACGAGAAAAACCAAAGAGCCUUAUCGCACGCAUGAACGUCAUAAUGUUCUUAAAUGUGCAAAAGAUAAAUAUUGUUUAGAAAAAGGUGAUCCUGUUCAUCGUGCAAGAUAUCGUCACACAAACUUACCUGAUUAUCUUCUUCCAUGUCGUAAACAGAAUAAUUGCUCCGACAAAUCACCAAAACAUCGAAUGAAAUAUUUUCAUGGUGAAACCUUGCCUUUAAUUACACGUAAAUCAUCUUUGAUUAAUUAUAUAAUAAUUGAUUGA
Messenger RNA from Rotaria sp. Silwood1, 4464 nucleotides. The record is from the annotation of a GenBank genome assembly. Lineage: Eukaryota; Metazoa; Rotifera; Eurotatoria; Philodinida; Philodinidae.